UUGUCUUCCGUUGCGUACACAUGUACUCUGAACGCACCAAAGGAUGUGGUCAUCAAUGGCAUGGGUUAGGACCGGUUUAUAGUGCAAGCAUGCCCCUUUGAGGGCGUGUAAUGUGUGACUGAUCGUUUCAGAGGAACUGUCAUUAAGCAUACCGCUUCUGGACGGUUAUCAGCAGAACUGAUUUGAAAUGCAAAACGGGACCCCAGCUAGUAUUCAUUUGUUACAGAAAGAUGGACUCAAGAAUAGAGUAUCUGGCUCAGCAAGUGAAGAAAUUGAUCCCAACAUAAUUAAACAAAUGUCUGUACUGAAUUUUCGUGAGAAAGUGCAGAGAAUGCAAGCCAAUCUUGUUGAAGAAGUUGAUGAGAGGUUAUCUGGUAUGAUGGGUGAACUGAUUCAGGAGUUGGAGCAGUCUGAUGCUUCCCUUCAGCAUCAAUAUGUUCUAGUUGAUGAUGGACAUAAAUAUAAAAACAGAAUAAAACCUAACAAACAUGGUGGUCUGCCAGAAAAACAGUUUAUGGCUCGAAAUUCUCUCCUCACUGAUCUGUUUGAGGUCAAGCACAUUCAAGCAAUCUACAAUAUCUUCAUUGUCAUACUUAUUAUUUUGUUCAUCAAUACAGCAGUUUAUGACCUUGUGGUUGUAGGAAAGCUGAAUUUGGGUAUUGACUUAAUUCGAUGGAACUUUCAAGGGUUCACCACAGUUUUCCUCCUGUGGCUCGGGAUGUCAUUCUCAACCAUCUUACUGUUUUGUUGCUUCAAUUUAUGGGGCACACAACGUAUUUGUUGGAAACCAAAUUCUCUAGGAAGGAAGUGCUGGGAUUAUGGUUGGCUCAUUUCUCUUGUUGUCUAUCAGACAACAUUCCUAUGUGUACCUGCUAUAAAAAUCAUAGAAAGUCACUUUCCUCCAGCAUCAUCCAUGGCUCUGCUAAUGGAACAGGUUCGCCUAAUGAUGAAGACUCAUGCAUUUGUGCGGAGUAAUGUGCCACGUGCUCUAGUCUACAAACCACAUCAGUCUGGGGACUCAAAAGAAAUGACCCCAUGUCCUGGAUUUUCAAAGUUUCUCUAUUUCUUAUUUGUUCCAACUCUUGUGUAUAAAGAUAACUAUCCACGGACAAAAGAAAUUCAUUGGAAGUUUGUGGCAUGGUGCUUCUUGGAAGUGAUUGGUGUAAUUUUUUAUGUUGCAUUCAUUUUUGAGCGGUUCUUGAUACCAAUAUACCAUGAUUUUGGGCUGCCAAAUAACCAGAAGACUCCCUUAUCUGAAUUACUGGUGGUAGGAAUGUUUGGCAGCAUGAUGCCUGGAACAUUGGUUUUGCUGUGUGGAUUUUAUUGCCUCCUCCAUUCCUGGAUGAAUGCUUUUGCUGAGCUAAUGCGCUUUGCAGACCGCAUGUUCUAUAAGGAUUGGUGGACUGCAUCUUCUCAUGCUGCAUACUAUCGUUUAUGGAAUAUAGUUGUACAUGAUUGGCUGUACACAUACAUCUACAAGGACUUUAGUGAGAUUUUGAUACCAGGAAAACGUUUGGGUCCAACUUUAGUUGUAUUUAUUGUGUCAGCUGUUUUUCAUGAAUACAUUCUUGCCUUUACCUUCAGGUUUUUUUAUCCAAUGCUAUUUUUGGCAUUUGGAGGAUUUGGAGUUGGUAUGGUAUUCUUGACAAAGGACUUAAUGCCUGGUGGGAACAUCUUUGUAUGGCUCAUGUUAUGUGUAGGUGUUGGAAUACUUUCAUGUCUGUAUGGUUUUGAAUGGUAUGCCCGUGUCAACUGUCCACAAGUCUUGGAUCCAAUUUCAGAUUUCUUUGUGCCUCGGUCAUGGAUGUGUUCAAAUAUUUAGUAAUUUCUGUCACCACCAGACUGAAGAUAAGAAUGCUAUUUUCCAAAAGCAGUGUGAUUGCUGUAGUGUAGAAGAUUGUCUCUGAUUAAAAGUCUUCAUUUUCUGCAUAUCAUAAAGAACAGUACUAUUAUUCUCUACAUUUUUCAGUUGUACAUAUUAUGUAUGACACAGUAGUAAGAUAGUUCUGAAUCUUAAUGAGGUGUAUUUACAUACUCUGAAUUAUAAGCAUUAUUUUUGUAGCAUUGUGUUUCAGUAUAGCAAAAUUUGCAGUGAGUUUAUUGUGCUGUGGUGUGUAUAGUUUUUAUCCUUAUUAAAUUUAUGCAAUGAGAUCCAUUCAGCAUAAUUUUUUUUUAUUAAGCAGUUAUUUAAGUAACACUAUUAUAAACACAGAUGUCUACAUGUGUAUUGUUAUGAUUUUUACAGAAGAGGCUAAUUCCAUCCUGAAAUUUUCCAGUAACUAUUGGUUAGAUAAGUGUGCAUUGUGUGAACAUG
Zootermopsis nevadensis is the source of this 2314-nucleotide messenger RNA. Its product is annotated as sterol O-acyltransferase 1. Gene Ontology annotation, cellular component: endoplasmic reticulum membrane. NCBI's taxonomy places the organism in Eukaryota, Metazoa, Arthropoda, Insecta, Blattodea, Termopsidae. Gene Ontology annotation, biological process: cholesterol metabolic process. The record is from RefSeq and is a predicted model, not a curated record.